Tricharina praecox is the source of this 1536-nucleotide messenger RNA. RefSeq lists its product as uncharacterized. The coding region runs from base 1 to 1536 and encodes 511 amino acids. The record is from RefSeq and is a predicted model, not a curated record. Lineage: Eukaryota; Fungi; Ascomycota; Pezizomycetes; Pezizales; Pyronemataceae. Gene Ontology annotation, molecular function: N,N-dimethylaniline monooxygenase activity; NADP binding; flavin adenine dinucleotide binding. The transcript has 3 exons.
AUGUCGACCGAUGCGACGAACCCUACGAAAAAGUCGAUUGUCAUCAUCGGCGCCGGAAUAUCCGGCAUCAUUCAGGGGGCCGAAAUCCACCGCAAGAAGGUUCUCAGGAACCCGGCGGAGGAGCUGAUCAUGUUCGACAAGUCCGGCGGAUUCGGCGGUGUGUGGUACGCCAAUACGUAUCCCGGCGCUGCAUGUGAUAUUGUCUCGCAUAUCUACAGCAUCUCGUGGUUUCCUAACCAUAAUUGGUCUCGGAGAUACUCGCCGCAGGACGAAAUCCGUGAAUACUACGACCGAGUCGCACGGUACUACAACCUCCACAAGUCCGCCGCGUUCGGCCACAGCGUCGUCUCGGCGAUUUGGGACGACGCCACCCUCCUCUGGAAUGUCGGCGUCCGCAACGAAGCAACCGGCGAAAUGCACUACUACACCGCCCCCGUGGUGAUCUCUGCCAUCGGGCAACUGAACCGCCCUAAACGCGCGCGGAUCCCCGGCGCCGAGUCAUUCACCGGCCCGCAAUUCCACACCGCCGAAUGGGACCACAGCGUCGACCUGACGGGCAAGCGCGUAGCGAUCAUCGGCACGGGCCCCAGCGCGGGGCAGGUCGUCCCCUCCAUCGCCCCGCAGGUAGAGUCAUUACACGUCUACCAGCGCUCCCCACCCCACAUCCUCCCGCGACAGGACUACCAGUUCUCGACGAUGAUGAAGGCCAUCUUCCGCUGGGUGCCGCUCGUGCAGUGGUUCCACCACCUGUACCUCUACAUCGACCAGGAAUUAAUGCCGUACCGCUCCGUCCACCUCCCCAGCAAGGAGAACGAGCUCGCCACCCUGGGGGCGAAGAUGCACAUGGAGUCACAGAUCCCGCCGCAGCGACAGGAUCUGAGGGAGAAGCUCACGCCGAACUACGCAUUCGGUUGCAAGCGGCCGCUGUUCUUGGAUAACUACUACCCGGCGUUCCUCCGCGAUAAUGUCACGUUGACCACCUCGGCGCCGCUGAAGAUCACCGCGGACUCGAUCAUCACCGCAGAGGGCGAGGACAAGAUCGAUGUCAUCAUCUGGGCUACUGGAUUCCUGACACAGGAUAUGCUGGGCCAUGUCGAUAUCCGCGGCCACCAGGGCGUCUCGCUCAGAAGCCAAUGGGGCGAACACGCAUCCGCCUACCUCGGCACCAGCACGCACAACUUCCCAAACUUCCUCUUCGUCUACGGUCCGGCCACCGGUCUUUUGUGGGGCAGUCUUACCUUCAUGUUCGAGACGGAGUCGCUAUGGAACGUCAAAGUGUGCCAACGGAUUUUCUCUGAAGCGCGGCGCGGUAACCGCGUUGCCUUCGCAGUCAAGGAGGAGCGCGAGCGGAAGUACAACGUCGAGAUGCAGGAGAAACUCAAGUCGCUCGCGCUCAACGAUCAGAGAUGUACCAGUUUCUAUAAGAACUCCCAGGGUGUUGUUACCACGAAUUUUCCGUGGCGGUUGGCGGAGUACUGGAGGCGCCUGCUGUGGGUCGAGUGGGUCAAUUAUGAGAAGUGGGAAAUGAAGUUGUAG